Molecule: messenger RNA, 1587 nt
Organism: Puma concolor (puma)
Lineage: Eukaryota; Metazoa; Chordata; Mammalia; Carnivora; Felidae
Source: RefSeq, a predicted model, not a curated record
AUGCUGGUGAUCAGGGGCCCUGAUCCCUUGUUCUGCCUUCUCCUCCUCCUGCUCGUGGGCCCCCACAACCCCGUGGGGGCCGGUCCUCCUCAGAGAAGGUUUGAGUAUAAGCUCAGCUUCAAAGGACCAAGACUGGCAUUGCCUGGGGCUGGAAUACCCUUCUGGAGCCAUCAUGGAGAUGCCAUACUGGGCCUGGAGGCAGUGCGGCUGGCCCCAUCCAUGCGGAACUGCAGCGGCGCCGUGUGGAGCAGGGCCCCUGUCCCCUUCUCUGCCUGGGAGGUGCAUGUGCAGAUGAGGGUGACCGGGCCAGGGCGGCGGGGAGCCCAGGGCAUGGUGAGUGGCCCCAAACCACACCCGGCAGAGGGGGUGAGUCAGGGAGGUGGGUGGUGAGCCCGAGGCCUGGGCCGAAGGGCCCCUGGGACAACCCCCACUGUCCAGGCCUUGCGUCCUGUGUGGCCUGGCUGAACUCCAAGUGCCCAUAGGGAUGCAGCCAGCGGGGUGCUGGGCUCCUGCCGCCGGGACUUCCGCAACCUGCCGAACCCCCUCAGAGUUCGGAUCACCUACUGGGGGCAGAGGCUGCGGGUGUCCUUGAACAGUGGCCUCACUCCCAACGACUUAGAUGAGGUCUGUGUUGACGUGGGUCCACUGCUUUUGGCUCCUGGAGGUUUCUUUGGGGUCUCGGCAGCCACUGGCACCCUGGCAGAUGACCAUGACAUCCUGUCCUUCCUGACCUUCAGUCUGAGUGAGCCGGAUCCAAAGCCUCCCCCACCACCCUUUCUGGAGAUGGAGCAGCUCCGGCUGGUGAAGCAGCUGGAAGGGCUUCGGGCAAGGCUGGCCCUGGGCGCCAGGGAGGAUGUGAUCCCAAAGCUGAGCUCCGAAGUCCAGGAAGAGGGAAAAAGGAUCCUUGGCCUGGAAGAGACGCUGGGCAGACACCGCCAGAUCCUGCAGGCUCUCCAGGGUCUCUCCAGACAGUUGGCCCAGGCCGAGAGGCAGUGGAAGAAGCACCUGGGGACCCCAGGCCAUGCCAGGCCUGAGGGAGCCUGGAAGGAAGAGGGCUACGGUGUCCUCGGGAAGGUAGACUCUGAGAAGAAAAGGGCUGUGGCCUGGGCCCUGGAGAACAGGCCGGCCCUGCUGCAGGAUUCUGCCAAGGUCAGCGCCCUGCUCCGUGGACAGAGGUCUCUGCUCCAGGACCUGCAAGAGAUGAGGGAUGCAGCUGCCCACGUGGUCUCAAAAGCCCAGCUCUUCUAUCUGCCUGUGGGCACCAAGCAUCAUUUCUCAGAGCUGGCCCAGAUCCUGGGCCUCCUGCAGAAGGACCUUCGGGGCCCACUGAAAGCGGCAGCCAAGAACCGCCGCCCACCUGGCCAACCCCCAGAAGCCUCCUUGUGCCUGCGGCCCAGCAUCUUCUUGUUCUUCCUCCUCAUUCAGACUAUAGGCUUCUUCUGUUAUGUGCACUUCAGGCAGAAGCUGGACAAGAGCCUUCAGGACUGUUUGUCCACAGGCAGCCCUCCUCUGUGUCCUGCACCACGCAUUCCUGGCGCCCUGGGGAUUCUGAGGAGGCAGCCUCUCUCCUCCAGCAUACACGCAUGA